This is a messenger RNA of Thalassophryne amazonica, 2833 nucleotides long. RefSeq names its product E3 ubiquitin-protein ligase RBBP6. The transcript has 8 exons. The coding region runs from base 82 to 2289 and encodes 735 amino acids. Gene Ontology annotation, cellular component: precatalytic spliceosome. The record is from RefSeq and is a predicted model, not a curated record. NCBI's taxonomy places the organism in Eukaryota, Metazoa, Chordata, Actinopteri, Batrachoidiformes, Batrachoididae.
CGUAACACGUUUGGGGAAAAAAUAUAUGGUGGGAUAUUUGUUCAGUUUAGUAUUCAACAUUACCUACAUCGUGUUAAAACGAUGUACCGCGGCAAACUUGCACCUGGCCCGCCGUCUUUUGGGCCUCCACCACACAGAGCUCCUUUCAGAGGGCCCUGUCCUCCUGAAGUUCCUCCUCCUGGACAUUUGCCUCCGAGAACCAGCGGACUGUUUCCAGCAUUUGGAGCGGACAGCAGCUUUAUCUAUCACAGACCGCCAAGAGGCCCUUUCGUCCCUCCCCAUUGUAACAGCUUCUCCAGAGACCAUAGUACAGUAACUGCUGUGGGUAGCAGCCAGCAGAUUGUCCCACCUGCAGACCCACAGCACCUUCAGGUCCCACAUUGGAAUUCCACUCCUGUGGAGCCUCGACCAGCAGAUAUCAGUGUAAGGGCUGGUGAAGAGUUCUUGAGAUGUAUUGCAGCCAACAAACCUCUGCCAAACUAUCUCAAAGGUGAUAUGGUCAACAACCUGGUAGACGCAUUCAAAUCAGCAAACGUGCUAAAAGAAACAACAGAUUUAGAACAACGGUUUCAGAAGCGUGUAAGCAGAAGCAGUAGUCGUAGCCGAAGCCGUAGUCGUAGCCGAAGUCGCCGACGUGCUAAAUCUCGAGCCAAAAGCCGUGCAAGGAGCAGAAGCAGAGCAAGAAGCAGAAGUCGUGCUCGGAGUCAUGGAAGGAUUCGUGGAAGAAGCAAAAGCAGGGCAAGAAGUAGGUGCCGGAGUCCAGGAAAACACAAUGUACGGAGCAAGAGCCAAGCCAGGAGGUCAAGGUCACGAAGUCGCAGUAGAGAUGUGAGCCGUUCCAAAGACAUAAAGAAAAAGACAAGCCCCACCAACAGCAGCAGUAACAACAUGACGGGGAAUAGUCUGUUUGAAGGAUUGAAGCUGGCCAUGAAGAGCAAAGAUCUAGAACACAGCCUACCAGCCCUCAAAGAUGCCAUCCUCACCAUUCAGGCCACACAUGGAAGCAAAACAAUUGAUUGUUUGCCUCCAGAGGAGAAACCGGCCAGUCAGGAGAUUCCAGCAGCAAUGGACAAUGACAGCACACUCCUUCCCCAUGAGAGAGUGGGAAAUGACUUUUCUUGGAUUCAGGCACAAAAUCCUGCAAAAUGUGUUGAAGAUGAAGAGUCAUUCCUGUAUGGGACUGAAGAUACAGAAGUAAAAAAUCCAAAUAUGAGCCCUGUUGCUGAGGCUUCCCAGAUUGCAGCUCAUUCCUUCCAUUACAACAAAAUGCAGAGUUUACCUUUUCAGAUGACUCCUGAAAGCCUAGCUGCAACCAAUUUGGAUUCCAUUGAUUAUGAAAAGAUCAAAAACAUAUUGAAAGGUAAUGGCAAAGCAAACAAUGAGAAAAUUAUGAAAAAGCCAAAAGAGGUUGAGGAGAAUCAAACCCAACCGACACUUCCUAAUCCAGUACACCAAGCAACAGUCUUGCCAGCAAUGAGUAGCCCAAAUGUACGGCAGGCUCUAGAAUCUCUCCAGUCACUGAUAAAAGCAACAAAAGAGAAGCGGGAGAGAACUGAUGUCAGUGGUGUAUCUUCUGAAAGCAAUAAGGCUGUUACUGAAGAAGAAAGGAAACGAGAGAAGAAAAACAUAAUCUCCAAGAUGGAAUCCUUGAUGACAGAACUACAAAGAUUGAUGAAACUGGAAGGUUCAGGAUUUCUGAAGCCAGUGAUUGGCUUCUACUGCCAACAGUGUGAGGAGUUCAUCGGCAAUCUGGACAGUGCUGACGUUCAUGCAGCUAAUCCCCGCCAUGCUGCCUCCAGCAAUUCAGACAAGCAUCCUGGAAACGGCAAAGGACAUUCUCAGAGUUAUAAGAAGAGUAGCAGCAGCAGACACAGUCAACCAUCAGAUAUGAAAGAGCAGAAGAGAUACAGCCACUACAGAGACUCAGGGGACCACAGGAGUCACCGAGACAGCAGGAUGGAGAGAGAUCACAGACAAAAACGUGAGGACGACCACAGGGGUGGCGAGGAAAAGAUCUCCUUGAAAGAGGAGCUGAAAAAGGAGAGGAUGCUCAUAACAGUGUCACACGUGCUGACGCCUCCUGCUGUCAUCAUUAAGGACGAGGUGAGCAGGGAGAAGGCUACUGGAAACCAGGGUAAGGUCAAAUCAGAAGAUCCUAAGAAAAGAUCCAAAGACAGCAGUGAUUCCGACAAUGAGAAAACAGAAACUUCUGAAACUAAGUCUCCCAAAAAGAAAAAAGAGAAAAAGAAGAAAAAGGAGAAGAAAAAGAAGAAGAGUCAUAAGUCUUAAAUUUGUCUGUCACUUGGUUCCUGAGUAGAAGAACCACCCUGGUUUAUGGAUGCAGCUUUUUUUUUUUUUUAAUGUUUUAAGAGUGAAAUUCCUUCCUUCUGUAUUUUUUUUUAUUCCUUCCCUGUCUGUUUGUUAAGAAGCCUUGACACUUGCACGACUUUGAUCCGUGUACUUGCACUCACUCUGCUGUGCAGGAGAGUAAACUUUUCUCAAACUCGUAAACUGCGUGGCUUUGUCCAAGUGCACAAAGAAAAUUUUGAAUUGUUCCAAAUCUCCAUCACGCAUUAAUUAUGUGAACUUCACCUCACCAUUGCGCAAACAAGUAAAAAACACUGCGUGUGAUUGAUUGCAUCAGCGCACCAUAUCACAGAGCAGCUCGCCUGAGCGAUUAUAACAAGAUGUUAAAUCUAUCAUAAACGUACUUUUACAGCUACUCAUAAGAAAUAAUGAGCAUGUAACUGUUUUGCCAAGUUAUUACAAUAUAAACAUUACAAAUAAUUACCUUAGGGGUGUGGCCAAGUGGUUAAUGCGCUUGGUUUCAGUG